Molecule: messenger RNA, 837 nt
Organism: Jatropha curcas
Lineage: Eukaryota; Viridiplantae; Streptophyta; Magnoliopsida; Malpighiales; Euphorbiaceae
Source: RefSeq, a predicted model, not a curated record
AUGCCAUUUCACUCCAUCAAAUCAAUCCAUCAGCUCGAAAAACCUCGAACUGAAGAGUGAUUUUGUUACUGAUAUCACAAAACAAGUAUCCUAACAGUAGCAAGAAAAGCUAAAAGAAGCAGAAAAACGAAAAUGGCGAGAAAAACUAGUGAUGUUACACGCAGAGCAUGGAACCUGCUGCGCAUAGCAUUGUUAUGGGCAAGAAAAGGCGGUAUUUUCAAGAGACGUUUAAUGGUGGAACUACGUCUUUUACCAAAGUUUCUUAAAAGCUUCGGCCACAAUAGUAAUGCAACCCCUCUCCAUUACGGAGAGCGCCAGCUCUCCUUUGAUAAGACUCCCAUUUUUCAUGUGAAGAUGCACCGCCCAGCUUCCAUGCGUUUCAACCUUCCUUGCAUUACACCACAAGUUGACUUUGAUUAUGAUUUUGAUCAAGUCAGCGAAUAUCAAGCAGGAAGGAUGAGUUUCUUGAAAGGUGGAGAAGAAGAGGAGGAUUGUGGAUAUGAUCAAGGUUUUGAGGAGAGAGUUACAGAAGACGACGAAAAAGGGAUUGAUUUGAGAGCUGAGGAAUUUAUAGCUAAGUUUUAUGAGCAAAUAAGGCUUCAAAGACAAGUAUCUUCUUUGCAAUACCAUGAGAUGCUAAGUAGAGGCACAAGUUGAUCAUCUCUUGUUCUGGAGAUGAUUUUUUUUGCUUCCUUGUUUUUGGUUUCCAGUUUUGAUACUCAACUUUUUGCAGAUUCAUUAUCUGUUUUCUUUUUUUCUUUUUUUUUCCACCCUUUGUAAAAUAAGUAUUUUGCCGCAUUUUGUAAACACCAGAAAGCUUCCAUUGAGUUUGAAAUA